Messenger RNA from Ochlerotatus camptorhynchus, 679 nucleotides. RefSeq names its product E3 ubiquitin-protein ligase CCNB1IP1-like. Bases 50 to 604 code for a protein of 184 amino acids. Gene Ontology annotation, molecular function: ubiquitin protein ligase activity. Gene Ontology annotation, biological process: reciprocal meiotic recombination. NCBI's taxonomy places the organism in Eukaryota, Metazoa, Arthropoda, Insecta, Diptera, Culicidae. The transcript is spliced from 2 exons. The record is from RefSeq and is a predicted model, not a curated record. Gene Ontology annotation, cellular component: synaptonemal complex.
CAGCAAGUCUUUGACCAUCAUUCCACAUUGUCAUUAACUCAUUUGCAAAAUGUCAACCGAACGUGACCAACUGGUGUGCAAUGCCCGGGACUGUUUCAAGAAAAUUGAAAGCACCGCGUGGAUUACCUGCUGUUCGCACGUGUUCUGCGCUCAGCACGGCAAGGAAGCCAAGCUCCGCCAGACCACGGCUCCACCCAGUUGUCCAGCGUGUGGUUUCCGCUUCCGAGACGAGCUUUCCAUCGUGGAACGAAAACUAAACAACUCGCUUCAGGCGCGAGCGCUGCUUUUGUGCGGCUACAGUCCGGAGGUGGUGAUGGAGAUUGCCAACAAUGCCAUUACGUUUUGGAAUUUCCAGAAGCAGCAAAUUUGUGCCAAUCUGGAGAGGAAAGUGGAAUACUACAGAGAAACGGUUUGCACAAUGAAACGAGAUGUAGCUCAGCAUAAAAGCGAUAGCGAAACGAAAUUUCGUCGAUUAGAGCAACAACUGGAACAGGCCCAGGCAAGGUUGAAGGACUUGAACGAUGAAAGAACGGCUGCAAAAAGCAGAUACGGGGAGCAUUCCAGGUGCGUGAAGAAACGCAAGCCAGAUGAUUUUCUGCUGUGACCCGAUUUGCGAUGCAAAACGUAGUUCGAUGUGUACCUACCAUAGAAAUGCGCUCUCAGUGAUGGAGUAAUAAAG